AAAAAAAGGGGAGUAAAAAUCAGACGAGUGUUUGCAUAUAAAUGCAUAGGACCUUAUGCCUUUCUUUGACAUUCAAGAGUUCCUAAAGAACAAGUUUAGAUCAAAAGAAUGGCUGAAAAGCUAGCCAGCAUGCAAGGAGUAGUACAGAACAUGAACAUUCCACAGACAGAGACACACAGGAAAGGAGCGGGAUUUAUUCCGGUAGGACGUUGGGGAAAACAAAGCGGAGGUCCUCAGAAUGAGUGGUCUUUUCAACUUGAGCAAGGCCAGAAGCUGAAAAAAAUAAGCAUUGAUCAUGGUGAUGAUGUAAUAUACUCUCUUAUGUUCACCACUGAAUCUGCUGGAGGUGUAUUGAACACUUCUAACAAAUUUGGAGGCUGGAAUGGAGGUCAAACAGUUUCUGAGGUCACGUUUGACUCGGAUGAGGAAAUAGUUGGAAUUAAAGGAAGCAUUGGUACAAAAGCCCAGUAUACAAUAAUUUCUUCACUCUCUUUUGUAACGAACAAGACCACCCAUGGACCUUUUGGUGGAGCAACCAGUUCUGAGUUCUCCUUACCUUGGGAGAAUGGCUCGUUAGUUGGAUUUUACGGCCUUGCUGGCUAUUAUAUUGAUGGCAUUGGUGUCUAUUUGAGACAACUCUUGAAAAUCGGAACAUGGGGAAAAACUCUUCCUGCAGGUCCGCAAAAUAAUUGGUCUUUCAAACUUGAGCCAACUUAUCACUUGACGAAGAUAACCAUUGACCAUGGCGAUCUCAUAUACUCUCUGAUGUUCACCGCACAACACGGAGAGUUGACAUACACUUCUGAAAAGAUGGGUGGUUUGAAUGGUGGAGAAAAAGUUUCUGAGAUAACUUUUGAUGGGGACGAAGAAAUUAAUGGUAUUAGUGGCACAAUUGCAUUAUCAAGAGGAACUUAUGCAGGUCACACAGUAAUUUCAUCAAUAUCGUUCAUGACCAACAAAAAAACCCAUGGGCCAUUUGGUGACGUAAGAGGAGCGCCUUUUACAGUACCAUGGGAUGAUGGUUCAUUUGCUGGAUUUUACGGCCUUGCAGGUUAUUAUAUUGAUAGUAUCGGUGUCUAUUUGAAGGCUACAAACCGUGAAGCAGGUAGCGGCUACUAGCCGUUGGAAAAAAAAAAAAAAAAAAAAAGCCUGGCCGGUUCAAGUUCUGCUGGAAAUAUGGGAUCGUGAGUCUUUGGUCAUUUCGUUUUGAAAAUAAAUGAAGUUUGUUGUGUCUUGUCUGUUUGGAAAUCUGUACCGGUUUAUUGUCGCCUAUUUAAGCUUUGUAAUGUGAUGAA
Helianthus annuus (common sunflower) is the source of this 1295-nucleotide messenger RNA. RefSeq names its product mannose/glucose-specific lectin. Gene Ontology annotation, molecular function: carbohydrate binding. Lineage: Eukaryota; Viridiplantae; Streptophyta; Magnoliopsida; Asterales; Asteraceae. The transcript is spliced from 4 exons. The record is from RefSeq and is a predicted model, not a curated record. Bases 109 to 1119 code for a protein of 336 amino acids.